AUGACCGGCUCUAAGAUCGAUGGCAACGCCAUUGCGAAGGACAUUCGUGAGAAGUUGAAGACCGAGAUUGCUGAGUUGCAGACGAAGAAUCCGAGAUUCAGGCCUAAUCUAGUUAUCUACCAAGUCGGAGAUAGAUCUGAUUCCAGCACAUAUGUGCGCAUGAAAUUGAAGGCCGCUGAAGAAGCCAACAUCCUCUGCAGCAUCAUCAAGUUCCCUGAGACCAUCACAGAGGCAGAGCUCCUCUUUGAAAUCGAAAAAUCUAACAAUGACGCUGAGGUCCAUGGUGUACUCGUCCAGCUCCCGCUCCCCAGUCACAUCUCCGAACAUGCCAUCACCUCCGCCGUUGCUGAUGAAAAGGACGUCGAUGGCUUCGGUACCAUGAGCAUUGGUGCCCUUGCCAAGCGCGGUGGCCAGCCAUUGUUCGUUCCCUGCACACCCCAGGGUGUCAUGGAACUUCUCCGAGUCAGCGGCGUUGACCCCGCCGGCAAAGAGGCCGUGGUUGUCGGUCGUAGUGACAUUGUCGGUAGCCCCGUCAGCUACUUGCUCAAGAACGCAGAUGCGACUGUGACUGUGUGUCAUUCCAAGACCAAGAACUUGGGCGAGAUUCUCAAGAGAGCAGACAUUGUUGUCGCAGCUAUCGGACAACCCGAGUUCAUCAAGGGUGAACAGCUCAAGCCCGGCGCUGUCGUUAUUGAUGUCGGCACAAACUACAUUCCCGAUGAAACUAAGAAAUCUGGCCAGAAAUUGGUUGGUGAUGUCCACUUCGAAUCUGCCGUCGAGGUUGCCUCUCAGAUCACCCCCGUUCCCGGCGGUGUCGGACCCAUGACCGUUGCUAUGCUCUUGAAGAACGUUGUCAGCUCCGCCAAAUCAUACUUUGACAAGCAGCGAGACCGCCACGUUACUCCUCUUCCUAUUAAGCUUCUGAACCCUGUUCCUUCAGAUAUCGCCAUUUCUCGCGCUCAGAAGCCCAAGGCUAUCACCAAGAUCGCUGCUGAGGUCGGCAUUGCUGCUCAUGAGCUUGAGCCUUAUGGACACACAAAGGCCAAGGUCAGCUUGUCUGUCCUUGAUCGACUAUCUCACCGUCGCAACGGUCGCUACAUUCUCGUGACUGGUAUCACCCCGACUCCUCUUGGAGAAGGAAAGUCGACCACCACCAUGGGUCUUACCCAAGCUCUCGGUGCGCAUUUGAACAGAAUUGCCUUUGCCAACGUCCGACAGCCCAGUCAGGGACCUACUUUCGGUAUCAAGGGAGGCGCCGCUGGUGGUGGUUACAGUCAGGUUAUUCCUAUGGAUGAAUUCAACCUUCAUUUGACUGGAGAUAUCCACGCCAUCACUGCCGCAAACAACCUGUUGGCCGCAGCUAUUGACACUCGCAUGUUCCACGAAGCCACCCAGAAGGACGGAGCUCUCUACAAGCGUCUAGUUCCUACCAAGAAGGGCAAGCGUGAAUUCCAGCCCAUCAUGUUCCGACGAUUGAAGAAGCUAGGUAUCACCAAGACCGACCCCAAUGAGUUGACCGAAGAUGAGAUUCACCGAUUCGCUCGUCUUGACAUUGACCCUGAAACUAUUACAUGGCGUCGUGUGCUCGAUGUCAACGACCGACAUCUCCGUGGAGUCACUAUUGGUCAGGCCCCUACUGAGAAGGGCUUGUCACGACAAACUGGUUUUGACAUUUCCGUUGCCAGUGAGUGUAUGGCUAUUCUCGCUCUCAGCAACGAUCUAGCAGACAUGCGUGAACGUCUUGGACGUAUGGUCGUUGCCACUUCCAAGAACGGCGACCCAGUCACCUGUGACGAUAUUGGUGUUGGUGGUGCUUUGACUGCUCUCAUGAAAGACGCCAUCAAGCCCAACAUGAUGCAGAGUUUGGAAGGUACACCAGUUUUCGUCCAUGCUGGUCCUUUUGCAAACAUCAGUAUUGGUGCCAACUCCGUCGUGGCCGACAAACUUGCCCUCAAGCUUGCCGGUACCGAGCCCGAUGAAGACCAUGAUUCUAAGACCGGUUUCGUCGUCACCGAAGCUGGUUUCGAUUUCACCAUGGGUGGUGAGCGAUUCUUCAACAUCAAGUGCCGAUCUUCAGGAUUGGUGCCGGAUGUCGUCGUUGUGGUGGCUACCGUCCGAGCCCUCAAGGUCCACGGUGGUGGUCCCGAGAUCUCCCCCGGUGCUCCUCUGCCUGAGGUUUACCGUACCGAGAACGUGGACAUCCUCCGCAAGGGUUGUGUCAACCUCCGCAAACACAUCCAAAACGCCCGCCAGUAUGGUAUCCCCGUCGUGGUUGCCGUCAACAAAUUCGAGACCGACACCGAUGCCGAAAUCGCCGUCAUCCGCGAAGAAGCUAUCGCAGCUGGUGCUGAAGACGCCGUGCCUGCUAACCACUGGGCUGAAGGUGGUGCUGGCGCUGUCGACCUCGCCAAGAGCGUCAUCACGGCCAGCUCGCAACCCAAGGACUUUAAGCUUCUAUACAGCCUUGAGGGAUCUGUGCAAGAACGUAUUGACCAGAUUGCAAAGGUCAUGUAUGGCGCUGACAAGGUUGAGUUCAGUGAACUCGCUCAGAAGAAGGUCGAUACAUACACCAAGCAAGGAUAUGGUAACUUGCCCAUUUGCGUGGCCAAGACUCAGUACUCGUUGAGUCAUGAUCCGGCGUUGAAGGGAGCUCCUACUGGAUUCACCGUCCCUAUUCGUGAUGUGAGACUUUCUGCUGGUGCUGGUUAUUUGUAUGCGCUUGCUGCUGAUAUCCAGACCAUCCCUGGUCUCCCCACCGCUCCUGGUUACCUCAACGUUGACGUUGACCCCGUCACCGGCGAAAUCGACGGUCUCUUCUAA
Talaromyces marneffei is the source of this 2820-nucleotide messenger RNA. RefSeq lists its product as uncharacterized. Gene Ontology annotation, molecular function: formate-tetrahydrofolate ligase activity; ATP binding; methylenetetrahydrofolate dehydrogenase (NADP+) activity. The coding region runs from base 1 to 2820 and encodes 939 amino acids. The transcript is spliced from 5 exons. Gene Ontology annotation, biological process: tetrahydrofolate interconversion. The record is from RefSeq and is a predicted model, not a curated record. Gene Ontology annotation, cellular component: cytosol. NCBI's taxonomy places the organism in Eukaryota, Fungi, Ascomycota, Eurotiomycetes, Eurotiales, Trichocomaceae.